CCUGGCGAUCCAUGCGCUGGGCCCGACAAGGUCGGCGGGCCGGGUCAGCCCCCAAAUAGACCAAGCAGCAGCUGUUAACUAAAAGAGAUUAAACAAAAUAAAGCCGGCGGGAAGGUCGAAGUAAAUGAUAAAGCAGCCAGCGGCGGCGGUGUUGGGUCUGCUGAGAAAUAUGAUGGAUAGCGCUUCAUCGCCUGCUAAGGAUUACGUUCAUUACCAACACACAGAUGCUUGCAGCCUCUCUAGAUGGACUGCCAGGGAAAGUUACCAGUUUAUGUAUUCAAGGCCGUGGCAGAAAGUGAAUGAUUUUUAUUUGGAUGUGGUGAAUGGCUGCCGAUCGGUUUCUGAUUUGUUUGGGAAAGAGACAUUUGACCCACAGCAUGGAGCUGAAGGUGUAAAACACUGUGAUAAACUUGAACUGGUGAGAGUUCCAGGUCAGGGUAGAACUGGUAGAUGGGCAAGAGUGACAUUCAGAAUAGUGCUCUCGUAUCAUGGAAACUCUUUUGAUGGUUGGCAGAAACAGCCCAAUCUGAAUACUGUUCAAGGAUUGAUUGAACGAUCUCUUGGGAAAUUUGUUGAUGAAAAGAAAGCACAGAUGUUAAAAGAAAAGAAAUUACCAUUAGAUGCUUGUGCUGUGGUGGCUGGGCGGACAGACAAAGGGGUGACAGCGCUUAAACAAUGUCAUACAGAAUAUGUGCUAGCAUGUAAUGCCUCUGUUAGGCAUACAUGGAGAACGGAUAUUAAAGCUCUGGACAUUGAGGAGGCUGUAAAUCAUGCAGCGCCUGGAAAGAUAAGGGCCGUUUCUGUUUCUCAGGUGUCACGUGAAUUUCAUCCUAAUUUCUCUGCAACAUGGAGACGCUAUUUCUAUAUAUUCCCGAUUAGUGAUGAGAAUGUGGAUGAUAGAAGCGGUCAAUGCAAAAAAGAUUUUGAUAGUGAUGGUUGGCAAGAUGGCAAAUCUGGUGAACACCUCUGUGAGGAUAAUGGUGUAUCCGAAAUGGACGAUUUUGAAAAGAGUGAACAACAAUCAGGAAACAAGCCACUCAAUUUUGAAGUUAGCCGUGUUAACCAUCUAUUACAGCAACUGGAAGGAAAAUUACUUUCAUUUAGGAUGUUUGCACGUGAUACUAAGCCCGCACGAAACAUUCAGCUCACUUUUUAUUCAAAAUUUUAUUACCCACACCACUGCAGUGGUCCACCGACAGAGUGCUUUCUCUUCCAUGCACGGGCUGCUGAGGCCCGUUUACACGGUGCUAAGGAUGGAAUCAGCACAAGGAUCUUGUGCAUUGAGUUGGUCGCUAAUCGCUUCUUACGAAAGAUGGUCCGAGUUCUUGUAGCAACAGCGAUUAGAGAAGCGGCUGCUGGUGCAGAAGAUGAUGCAUUGUUGAAGCUGAUGGACGCCACAUGUCGGCGUGCCACUGCUCCACCUGCACCUCCCGAUGGCCUUUGCCUUGUUGAUGUUGGAUACACCGAGUUUGACAAAGACUCCUGCUUAAUUCCUUGAUGAUAGUAUUCUUAAUUUGACAAUCGUUAUAAUGAUUUAGUCACAAUUAAUCCUGGUCAAUUUGAUAAUGUUCCAAUUUUUACUGUGAAUUUGUCUAAUGUCUGUAAUCUUUCUAUGAUUUGUUGUUACCAGCAGCCAAUUAUGCGGACUGAGGAAUAUAUCUGCUUUUCAAUUGCUCGUGCCCUGUCUGUAGACUUUUUAUGUGAUAGUGCUUGAUUUAGUAGAAGAAUCCAAACUUGAGUAAUCCAGGAUCGUCUCUUGUUUGGUUCUCAGGCACUGUGCCAGUUGUGUACAAAUAUGUCUAUCAUGCACACCUAUAAUUUUAUAUGGGAGACUGAAUAGAUGGUGAAAUAUCAAAUGAAUGAGGAUCUAGUGUGGACUAGAAUAGCAUGGAUUCGUUAUUUG
This is a messenger RNA of Striga asiatica, 1903 nucleotides long. NCBI's taxonomy places the organism in Eukaryota, Viridiplantae, Streptophyta, Magnoliopsida, Lamiales, Orobanchaceae. The record is from the annotation of a GenBank genome assembly.